CCGGCAUUUACAAGAUCUGGGAGAUUGCAGGCGGGCUGUGCCUGGAGGUGGAGGGCAAGAUGGUCAGUAGAGCAGAGGGUAAAACUGAUGACUCGCUCAUUGGUGGAAAAGCCUCCUCUGAAGGCCCAGAGGGCGAAGGUACCGGAAGCACGGUAGUCACUGCUGUGGAUAUUGUCAUAAACCAUGAGGUGCAGGAAACCAGCUUCACAAAAGAGGCCUACAAGAAGUACAUUAAAGAUUAUAUGAAAUCAAUCAAGGGCAAACUUGAAGAACAAAGACCAGAGAGAGUAAAACCCUUAAUGACAGGGGCUGCAGAACAAGUCAAGCACAUCCUUGCUAAUUUCAAAAACUAUCAGUUCUUUAUUGGUGCAAAUGUGAAUCCAGAUGGUGUGGCUGCUCUCCUGGACUAUGGUGCGGAUGGUGUGACCCCAUCUGUGAUUUCCUUUAAGGGUGGUUCAGAAAUGGAAAGAUGUUAA
Messenger RNA from Fukomys damarensis (Damara mole-rat), 476 nucleotides. Its product is annotated as translationally-controlled tumor protein-like. Bases 60 to 476 code for a protein of 138 amino acids. Gene Ontology annotation, molecular function: calcium ion binding. The record is from RefSeq and is a predicted model, not a curated record. Lineage: Eukaryota; Metazoa; Chordata; Mammalia; Rodentia; Bathyergidae. The transcript has a single exon. Gene Ontology annotation, cellular component: cytoplasm.